UAUAUAUGUAAAUAUAUACAGGAAGUUACGUUUUGUAAACGGAAGUGACCACAGAGGGCGGGACGUUUUCAAAAUUGAUCCUCGCUCUCGGCGCUUGACGUUGUCAAAUCUCACAUAAAGGCAGUCCCAGUAUAGAAAUGUCUUCAAAAAUCCCCAGAGGCACGCAGUUACCUGUAGAGACGAAGAAAAUUGGUCAUAGGUUUGAAUCCAGGGACACAGCAACUGCAUCUGCAACAGCAACUGCUGCCCAAAAAUCAGAUGGCGUCCUUAGACCGCAAAAGGAAAAUGUGCAGAGGAAAAAUGCUGCUCCUAAAGUUCACAAAGUGGUCUCCACCAGGUACGGUCAACAGGUGGAGCUCAAGGAACAAAAUCAGCAUUUGACAACAGUCAAUGAGGAGCUGCAGAAAAACCUCACAGAGACACAGCAAAGAUUAGCAGAGUUGGAGUUAGAGUUCACUGACUUGGAAAAGGAAAAUGCACAAGCACAGAAAAAUCUGAAGGACUGCCACAUUCUUCUUGUCACGGCAAAAAUAGACCCAGGAGGGAAGGUUGGAGAAGAUGCUCAACAAAAUGAAGACCAAAGGAAAGAAGCUAUGAGCGUCUCCACAGACCUGCUGAAAGAAUUAAGGACUUUCGGUGAUGUUGCGUCAAAGCAACGUUCUCGGCUAGAGGAAAUCCAGACGAUGAUGACAAACCUCACUAAGGCGAGAGAACAUAUGAUGCAGGAGAGGGAGAGCUUCUCCUUGGACACCGCUGAAAUGGAGGAAGCUCUAAAGGAAGCCCAGGCUCUCCUAUUGUGAACAAAUGUACAAUAAUCUCUGAAUGUAAAACGAGUUUAUCAUGUAUAUUAUAGUAAUCUUUAAUGUUUAUUUUAGUGUUGGACUGACUUUAAGUAAAUAAACUCUUUUUUCCCAUAAAAACCUUUGUUUUCCCCU
Molecule: messenger RNA, 935 nt
Organism: Solea solea (common sole)
Lineage: Eukaryota; Metazoa; Chordata; Actinopteri; Pleuronectiformes; Soleidae
Gene: knstrn
Product: kinetochore localized astrin (SPAG5) binding protein
Exons: 9
Coding region: 138-800 (220 amino acids)
Biological process (GO): mitotic sister chromatid segregation; regulation of attachment of spindle microtubules to kinetochore; spindle organization
Cellular component (GO): mitotic spindle; microtubule plus-end; kinetochore
Source: RefSeq, a predicted model, not a curated record